Messenger RNA from Trichomonas vaginalis G3, 608 nucleotides. RefSeq names its product protein of unknown function, DUF4106 family. The annotation marks the transcript as partial. Gene Ontology annotation, molecular function: ATP binding; hydrolase activity; DNA binding. Lineage: Eukaryota; Parabasalia; Trichomonadida; Trichomonadidae. The transcript has a single exon. The record is from RefSeq and is a predicted model, not a curated record.
AUGUUAGAAAAAAAGUUUGCUGACAUUGACAAGAAAUUUGAGAAUGUUUUAAACAAGAACAAGAGGAAGUUAGAAAAUGCUCAGAUAAAGCCUAUACAUGACAAGUUCUUAUUUGCUCAGAAUGGUAUAACAGGUCUAAUUGCACCACCUGGGUCGGGUAAGACUUUCACUUAUCUUAAAAUGGCUGCACAACAACAAGAACUAGAUGAGAAGAACCCAUUCUAUGAGUUAGUUGUCAUUUGUAGUACUUCUGGUCAAUUUGACCAAACCGUCAAUUCGUUCAAAGAUAUUAUAAAGAAGUCUAAGUUAGUAUGUAUAAAAGACUCUGAGUUGUUAGAUUGGAUAAAGAAGUACCAAAGAAGAGUUUUGAAGUACAAUGCUAUAAAUGAGUAUGUCAAUUCGAAGUUUAAAGACCCAAAUGAGGAAAUGCAGAGAAUAUUAGAGAAGAAACACUUCAGAAACAAACAGAAAGAGAUAGAAUACAUUUCGAAGAAAUUGCAAUCUUACGAUUGGAAGACUUACCCUCAUAGAUGUCUUCUUAUCUUAGAUGACUUUGCUUCUCAUCCUUUGUUAAAGAACAGAGAACAAGACAUGUGUCGAAUUCUCAA